Molecule: messenger RNA, 519 nt
Organism: Fomitopsis serialis
Lineage: Eukaryota; Fungi; Basidiomycota; Agaricomycetes; Polyporales; Fomitopsidaceae
Exons: 1
Source: RefSeq, a predicted model, not a curated record
CUCGUUGGUGGCGUUAACCCAUCUCAGCUUGCCCCGCAGCCGGGAACAACGGCAGGCAACCCCAUCGUACUUGACGAGGACGACGGCGACCAACCACGGUCCAUCGGUCGCUAUCCUAUCGCAGACGGCGCGGCCCCGUCUCUACCUGCAGUCCCUGGCCCAGAAAUCCUCCAGACACUUGCUCAGCAAGGCAGCGUCCUCCCGCUGGUCGAGUCUCUCGUCCGCCUCCUGACAGGUACCAUCACGGCCGCGGCCGCUCCGCCAGCGUUCCCCAGACGCACCGGCUGGGAACGUACCAGCCCAUCUGCCCCUCCACCUCCGAAGCGGCGCAAACUCAACUCCGUACCAGCGGGCGCGAGCGACUGGGACGUGCCGUAUCCCUUUCAGGACGGGCAGGGCCCAGCAGACUAUCAGUCAACAUGGGCGAAGGAGCGUGCACAUCGACUGGUGAGGGACUUGGUCGGCUUGGUGCGCGGCGCUGCGAAGAAGGCGGCGGUGACGGGGUACCUGCAGGAGCAG